AUGGACUCGGAACAAAAAGCCAUUCUCUCAAAACUUCCCAAUCUCACCCACUCGACUCCUCCCAAAGAUAAAUUUCAUAUCGUCUUUUUCAUUUUUCUCCUUCAAGGAGUGGGAGUUCUAUUUCCAUGGAAUGCAUUCAUCUCUGCACCUGAUUACUUUUCAGCUCUCUAUGGUGAGAAUACCAUGCUUUAUUUUAGUGUUGCCUAUUCCAUUCCAAACUUGUUAGGUGUCCUAGCAAUGGUUAAAUUAUCUCCUAAAAUACCAAUGGCAUGGAAAAUGUAUCCAAGUUUUAUACUCACUCUACUUGUGCUCAUUCUUGUUCCUAUUUUAGGAUUUAGUGGUGUGAAUGGUAUUCGUGGAUUUAUUGUGACUAUUCUAUUGAUUGUAUUGAGUGCAUUGAGUACAGCAGUGUUACAAGGAAAUAUAUUUGGAAUGGCUGGAGCAUUACCUCCUAAUUAUAUUACUGCAGUCAUGUCUGGAAAUGGUGUUGCUGGUGUCGCAUGUUCAUUCUUGAGAAUUGUCACUAAAUUAACCAUUGAACAAAAUAGAAAACAUGUUCCACUUUUAAUCAUGACUACAAGUGCUGCAGUUUAUUUCUUUGUUUGUGCAUUGGUCAUUUUGGCAUGUAUUGUGACUUUCUUCCUUGUUAUGAGAAUGUCAUUUACUAAAUAUUAUUUGAAUAAGGCCAGUUCAAAGAAUGAACCAGGUGUGAAUAGAAAUGAAAGUGUGAAUACCGAACAUGAUGAAAUUUCAACAUUGGUUCCAAAACAAGAUGUUGUGAUGACCACAAAAAAACCAUCCGUGUUUUCUGUCUUUAAAAAGAUUUGGGUUCAAGCGGUGAUGGUCAUGACUGUAUUUUGGAUCACUCUUUCAGUGUUCCCUGGUUUAUCUGUUUCAGUUCCAACAUGGUACAAGGGUACAGAGAUGAAAGAUUGGUUACCAAUUUUAGUUGGAACUACUUUUAACAUUUUUGACUUUAUUGGAAGAACUGCUCCACGUUGGAUGAUUCUCUUUAAUCGCAAAGUUGUUCCAAUUCCAGUGUUAAUUCGUAUUUUAAUUCUUCCUCUCUUUAUUUUCAUGUACAAACCAAGUAUUGUAGGAUUGGAAGCUUUCAAUGAUGCAGUGCCAUUGUUAGCGAUUGCUUUUGUUGCCUUGUCCAAUGGAUACUUGUCAUCAUUGUGUAUGAUGUAUGGACCUUCCUUGGUGGAUGAUCAUGAAAAGGAAGUUGCUGGUACUCUCAUGACAUUCUUUUUAUUGGUUGGAAUUUGUUUGGGAUCAUUUACUGGUUUGGCCAUUGGACAAAUUCUUGGAGCCAUCCUACCAAAUAACAAUAAUUAUGUGGAUUAA
Messenger RNA from Naegleria fowleri, 1347 nucleotides. RefSeq lists its product as uncharacterized. Gene Ontology annotation, molecular function: nucleoside transmembrane transporter activity. Gene Ontology annotation, biological process: nucleoside transmembrane transport. The coding region runs from base 1 to 1347 and encodes 448 amino acids. Lineage: Eukaryota; Heterolobosea; Eutetramitea; Acrasida; Naegleriidae. Gene Ontology annotation, cellular component: plasma membrane. The record is from RefSeq and is a predicted model, not a curated record. The transcript has a single exon.